UACUUCACCCGGAAAAGGAGGGCCAAAGGAAACGACAACGAAGAAAUUGUUGUGUACUGUUCGCACAAUAGUUUAGACAUUAGUUAUCUAUUUUUGAUAAUCCAGCAGGUUUCUAGCCUUCCACCCGUUUGAGGUUCACGUGCAGCCGCGUUUGGCCUCGUCGAGCUCGCGGUAGAGAUGUCGGUCGCGCCCCCCAGUCGCUCGAACGCCGGCUGGCCGCGCGGAGGAGCCGUUCAGUUCGGGAACAAAUACAUCAGCGGGCCCGCGAAACCCCUGUCUCUAGAGAGGACCAUCAACCUAUACCCUCUAACCAACUACACAUUCGGCACCAAAGAGCCCCUGUAUGAGAAGGACAGUUCAGUGGCCGCCCGGUUCCUGCGGAUGCGGGAAGAGUUUGAGAAAAUGGGAAUGCGGAGGACAGUUGAGGGCGUUCUCAUCGUCCACGAACACAGGCUGCCUCAUGUGUUACUGCUGCAGCUGGGCACCACUUUCUUCAAACUGCCCGGAGGAGAGCUGAGUCCUGGAGAGGAUGAAGUGGAGGGUCUGAAACGCCUGAUGACAGAGAUCCUCGGACGGCAGGACGGCGUGAAGCAGGACUGGGUGAUCGACGACUGCAUCGGCAACUGGUGGCGCCCCAACUUUGAGCCUCCACAGUAUCCAUAUAUCCCAGCACACAUCACCAAACCUAAGGAGCAUAAGAAGCUGUUCCUGGUUCAGUUGCAGGAAAAAGCGCUGUUUGCUGUCCCCAAAAACUAUAAACUGGUGGCAGCACCGUUGUUUGAAUUGUAUGACAACGCUCCUGGCUAUGGACCAAUCAUUUCCAGUCUACCACAGCUUUUGAGCAGGUAUAGUUUGUGUCACUGUGUAAGUAGCUAAGUGAGACACUGGGUUUUUUUUUUUUUUUCUUCUGUUGAUUGUGCCUGUGGUUGAAUUAAAAACUGAAGGGCUGGAUUAGAAUAUAGUUAUGUGAACUGUCUGUCAAGGAUGUAAAAUUGUCGACAAAACCUGUACAACCUGUAACUUUUAUAAAAAAAAAAAAUUAAAUUGGCAUGUUUUCUUUCAUGUUUGGAGUGUAACAUAAUAAACAUUUUUAUCAACACCAGUUUACACAGUGAAAGCCCAAUGAAUGUAAAGACUACUAAAGAGCUUUCUCUGAUAGUAUUCUUCUGAAAUGUCAACACUUGAGACACGUACACACAGUUUUUGCAGAUGAAGAUUGAAGGCAGCUGAUGGUUCUUAAGAAUAACAAACAUGCAGGGCAGUGUGAAGGGGUUUGUAGGGUGUUACCGAACAGUUUGAAGCUUCACUCAAAACGUUCCCAUUCUAAAUCAACAAUAAAAUGCUGCGUUGCUUUUUUCUUUUUUGCAUGUCUAUUAAUUCUGUUUAAAGAUAGAAUCGGAGGGAUGAAACCCUCUUUAAUGGUCACACAUGCAGAGCACACACAGUGAAAUUUGUUCUCUGCUUUUAACCCAUCCUAGUACCAGGACAGGAGUCUAGUAUAGGAGCAGUAAACUCGGUAGUUGUGCACUGUUUCAGAUAAGGAUUAGAUUUCACUACACUUAUGAGUGGUACACUUUUUGUGGAAUUAGAUUACAUGGGUGUAUAGGUGCUACUAACAUGUUUUUUUUUGUAACAAAAUACAGCUUGAAUCUAAAUUUGCUGGCAUUUGGCCUUUUCAAAAACAAUUUUCAAUGCGAUCGAAGAACUUCUUGCCGCACACAAAGGAAGGCACGCCACUGUAAUAUCAGGGCUGUCCAACGGAAAGAAAAUGAAGGAAUUUUUUUAAGAAAAAAAUACUAGGGUGAUGACGUCAUAAAAUAUUACUACAAACAUUUGAACCUUCAAUUAAAAAACCUCAAUAGAAGCUUGCAACGCCACACAUUCAGAUCUGCAGGGAUAUUGUUUGUUUCCCUUUUGUCUUGCUGAAAAGAAAAAUUCUCUUUGCAGCAGAAUGAUCUGAGGGUGCUGGAGUAACUCAUCAGAGCAAAAAAAACGCAAGACUCCUGCAUGAACUCUUAUGAAUUAACACAAUACAUCACCCUUUAAAUAAUCACUAGGAUAUUAAUUACACAUACGCGUGUUACCCUGAAUGCAACACUGCAGCCUAAUGUGUGUGCAUGAGACAGUAGUGGCGGAAGAUUUGAAAAUAGUAUGCAUACAUUUGAAUGAUACAGGAGGUUUUUUAAGAGUUUGAAAAUAGAUGUUUUGAUAAAGUUGAUGUUCUUAAACACAGCCCCCAUCAACCUAGAAUUAUUCAGGAAUUUGUAUGCUUUUUGAUUCUUCGUUCUCCACGGUGGCAUGUGAAAGUUUUCUUCAAGAAUUCAAGAUAAUCGCGGUGAGUAAUUGUUGUACAAGUGAUCAUUUUAAUGGUGAAGUGUUCCUUUAAAGGUGCCCUGUGGGGGUUCCUUGUUUUUAUACAACCACUGUUACUCAAUAAAACUUAGUGUUUAUCCUUAAGAAUAAAUGCAUAAAACAUCUAUUUUAAAUCUGGAUUCAGUUUAAUUCAUUUUGAAGUCUUCUCGCCUGCCUUUGCUACGGCUCACUCAUCAACAAUGACUUCAAACUCCACAGGUUACAUUUAACAGAGAAGAAAAUAUAUAAAAGAUGGGGGAAAAAAAAUCAAUGCCAUGAUUGUGCAAAUAGUCUCUUAAACAUUAACUGAAAUUGAAUAAUUAUAUUUGUAUAGAUUCAACUUCAUUUACAACUAACUUGAGUGCACAGGAGUAUGUCUGGCUGUCUCUAUGAGUGCAGUCCUUUGUGAGUGAAGAUGAGACGUUAAUCUUUAGCUCAACUUUCACAAAAGAAAAGCUUGUCAUGUCGGGUGUAUUUACAUUUCACGGGAGUGUUUAAAUGUUUAUACUGAACAGAAAAAAAACAGUUUUGUAUUUUUUAAUCUUGAGAAACUGCAAGUUUUUGUAGUCUGUAUUCCAGUUAGCUAAGAAUCAGAUUUGAUGUUUCUUCUAAGGAAGGCCAAGUUUGAUUAAACAAACUACAUCCUGUUGUUUUAACCUGUAACAAUGCUGUGUUUUUCUUUCUUUUUAAUAAAAAGUCCUUUUGAG
Molecule: messenger RNA, 3059 nt
Organism: Trematomus bernacchii (emerald rockcod)
Lineage: Eukaryota; Metazoa; Chordata; Actinopteri; Perciformes; Nototheniidae
Gene: nudt21
Product: nudix hydrolase 21
Exons: 6
Coding region: 178-876 (232 amino acids)
Cellular component (GO): mRNA cleavage factor complex
Molecular function (GO): mRNA binding
Source: RefSeq, a predicted model, not a curated record